Molecule: messenger RNA, 1239 nt
Organism: Octopus sinensis (East Asian common octopus)
Lineage: Eukaryota; Metazoa; Mollusca; Cephalopoda; Octopoda; Octopodidae
Product: fibrillin-2-like
Exons: 4
Coding region: 213-776 (187 amino acids)
Molecular function (GO): calcium ion binding
Source: RefSeq, a predicted model, not a curated record
CUGUAUAACGCGAUUCUGCUGCUGGAACUCCCGCUGCUGUUGACGAAGGCUUCCUUGUGUUGUAGGAACCACCAGAAGACAAGACAACUCCAACAGGAAGAACUAGACAUCCAUUCUGUGUUCUGUGUCACUCAAAUCUAUUCCUUCUGAUACUACAAGCCGUUCUUGUGUCAGUAAGCAGGAGGGGCACUGGAAAGAAAAAAAUUAUAGCCAUGAAGAACCUCGUACUUUUCUCAUUUGUUUUCGUUGUGGGUCUUUUGGUGAUUGAAGGAAAGCAGACGACUGAACGACCGUCAGUGAAUAAUGAAGAAGUGACUGUGAUUGCAAAACCGUUCGAGAACGUAACAGCGUCAGAUGGGGAAGAUAAGGCCGUAACUGACAGUCCCUCAACUACAGAAGGAGGAAAGGCUGCGCUGAGGACGGAUUGUUCAACCCAUCUCAAAAUUGGAAAGCGCAAUGUUCGGGGCUGGUGUAUAACGAAUCCGUGUGGUAGAUAUGGUUUAUGCAUCGAGAUACCAGGGACCUAUCACUGUAUCUGUCAACCAGGGUUCCGUUUCAAUGAGAAGACAUGCGUUGACAUCAACGAAUGUAAGAAAAACAAUGGUGGAUGCCCUUUCCCUUACAGAUGUGUUAACAGACCCGGCUUCCACUACUGUGCUUGCCCCUUCGGGUUUGUAGCAAGACGGAACAUGUGUUACCUUUCGAUACCUCAAAGGAAUCUGAACAUUGCUAUACCCGGUAAUCCAACUGCCAUACCAAAAUAUCAAAUUCUUUAACUAAACUUUUGAACCAUCUGAGAGUGAAUUCUCAAAAUAGACGAGAUGGUCGUAAAUGGAUGUAUAUAUAUUCUUGAUUUUUCCUACGAUUCUCCUCAAUCGAAGCUGACAUGAAAAACAACUAUUAUUAACUAUUAUAUUAUACAUUAUAUAAUGUACUCCUAGAUGCACAUAGUCUAUAUUCUCUCUAUCUGGUAAUAAAACAAAUAACACCGACUUACACAGAACACGGAGAACGCAAUCACCGGCCAAUUGUAAACCAUUCACAGUAGGACAUCUCUGUGAGGUUACCUCCAGAGCAAGUCAUCUCCCUUCUGGAUGACUUCCAUAUGACUUAGGUCAUCUCUCUAUUACGUGAUCACCACAUCAGGUGAUCAUCGCACAAAAUCACGCGAUGACAAUCCCGUGGUCCCAAUAUGUCACUUAUAUACCAAAUCAUUGUUGCAUAUAUUUUAAGAUUUUA